Messenger RNA from Paramecium sonneborni, 604 nucleotides. Lineage: Eukaryota; Ciliophora; Oligohymenophorea; Peniculida; Parameciidae. The record is from the annotation of a GenBank genome assembly.
AUGACUCCUGUCAUAGGGUUGGGUCAAGGCUCAAAGUUGCAACAAGUUGAACCGCACUACCCCAUCACAUUUGAGGGAAUAAGGGAAAGGGAUGUGAUGGUCUAAGAGACUGCCUCCAAAGAACGGCUGUAAUAUGGUGGGGAUGGUAUUAAAACUGAAUUUAGAAGAGCACUACCCAUAAUUAAAGUAUGAUUAUCUUUUCUAAUAAAAUAAUAAUACUUCAUAUUUUAAUGUAAAGUUAAUAUCAUUUUAAUAAUCAUAGAUCAUUUAAUAGUCAUAGCUAAUAUCUUUUUUAUUGUUAAAGCUAAUGUCUAUUUGUAAUCAAAGCUAAUGUCAUAUUAUAAUCAUAAAUAAUAUCAUUUUAAGAAUCGAUUAAGACAAGAGUUUCGGGAUACUCAGGAGGUGGAGUACUUUGGUUGGUAAAGCCUACAUGUAAUUAUAAAAAUUAUAUUCCAAGUACGGUUGGGGCUCUACAUAAAGUGUCGCAAAAGUACAUAAGGUUUUUUUUCUUAGGGGGGACUAUUUUUUCCUUAUGUUUUUAUUGAAAAAUAAAAGUAAAGGCCAGGGCCUAAAAGCACCUAGGUGUUUUCCUAAAGGUUUUUGA